Melanotaenia boesemani (Boeseman's rainbowfish) is the source of this 5795-nucleotide messenger RNA. It is a transcript of the gene rpgra, whose product is annotated as retinitis pigmentosa GTPase regulator a. The record is from RefSeq and is a predicted model, not a curated record. Bases 132 to 5540 code for a protein of 1802 amino acids. The transcript is spliced from 15 exons. Lineage: Eukaryota; Metazoa; Chordata; Actinopteri; Atheriniformes; Melanotaeniidae.
GGGCGGAUUAAUACUCCUGUCACACGUCCACAGGUAUAUUGAGUAACGGUUUUCAUGUCCACGUUGGAGGACUUAAAAAAUGGGCGGAUGAUCUGCUCGGUGAGAAGGAGUGACGGGGAACAACGGUGGAGAUGACGGGGCAAACCGAGGCAGACAUACCAGAAACAGGAGCCAUCUUUACAUUUGGAAAGAGCAGUUUUUCUGACAAUGUGCCCAGCAAAUUCUGGUUGAAGAAUGACCACCCAGCGCAUAUAUCAUGUGGCAGAGAGCACUCUGCUGUAAUCACAGAAAAUGGGAGGUUGCUCAUGUUUGGUGGUAAUACUUGUGGUCAACUGGGGUUCAGAUUAAAGCCAGCUGCUAAUAAACCUUCCUCUGUGAAAGCCUUGAAGUCUGAAAAAGUGAAGCUUGUGGCUUGUGGGAGAGAUCACACCAUUGUUUGCACAUUUCUGGGCAAUGUGUACGGUGCUGGUAAUAACCAGGAGGGGCAGCUAGGUUUGGGCCACUGCAAGAACACAAGAACAUUUCAACUCUUGCCAUCCUUCUGCGAGCGUGCGCAAAUGAAAAUGCUUUCUGCAGGAUGCAGCACUUCAGCUGCCUUAACAGAGGAUGGGAGGCUGUUCAUGUGGGGAGACAACUCUGUGGGUCAAAUUGGCUUAGGGGACAAGCUGUGUGCAACAGAACCCAAAGAGGUGAACAUAGGAGAAGCAGUGACAUGGGUUUCCUGCGGGGACCACCACUCAGCUUUUGUCACAGUGCAUGGUGGCCUCUACACAUUCGGUGAGAUUGCUAAUGGAAGACUUGGUCUUCCGGCGGAGCAGCUGGCCAAUCAUAAAGUCCCUCAGCGUGUGCAAGGCAUUCUGGGUCGUGUAACACAGGUGUGCUGUGGAGGGCAGCACACUGUGGCACUUACAGGAGAGGACGUGCACACGUUUGGCUGUGGUCGAUAUGGUCAGCUGGGUCACGGAACAUUUCAGUUCGAACUCUGUUUGCCAGAACCACUGAAGCAUUUUCAUCACAGCAGCAUCCGACACAUCGCCUGUGGAGAAAACCACACCGCUGUAGUCACAAAGAGCGGGUUGCUCUACACAUUUGGAGAUGGCCGUUAUGGAAAGCUGGGGUUAGGGGACGAGAACUUCAUCAACCAGUUCAGUCCAACACUUUGCACACGUUUCCUCCCGUACAGCGUUCAGUCUGUGUCCUGUGGUAGUCAACACAUGCUGGUCCUGGCUGCACCCAGACCACCAGGGAGCCAGGAUGUUGAGCUGGAUAAGGAUGUCAUAAUUACAGACUACCUUAUGGAGUCAAAUUAUGACGAGAUCCUGUUAAAAGACUCCCUCAUUUAUCCAGCUCCUGUAGUCCCGUUCUCAGCUCUUGCUGCUCGAGCCCGGCACAGAGAAAAAAAGAGUUCUGUGGAGCUGUUUGGAAGAAAGUUUCAUAAUCUCCCUCAUCUUAAUUCUGGCUUCCUCAACACCUCUUGGCAAACAUCAAGAAAUAUCCAAACCCAGAAAAAGCUCUCCAGGGAUGUUGCUACCCCCACAUCAAGCCCCAAACCACAAUCAGAGGCAACAGCAAGCCCACUUUUAUUCCCCAGAUCUCAGUCCAUAUCCCCUCACAGUGUAGCAGUGUCCUCAAAGUCAUCAAGACCACAGUCGCAAUCAUCAUACUCGCGUCAGAGCAAAGCUUCCACCACUGGUUCCUCAAAGUCCAAAUCUAAAAUGUUGCCUCACUUACUUUCACCUAAGUCUAUAACUAAAUAUAAACCCAGCAGUCCUGCAUCUAUUAAAGAGACAGCAAAAAUUAGAAGAUACCAAGCAGCAGCCACUAGAAAGGCCUUAAGCAACAAACUGUCUUCUCCUUUACCACCUAAAGCGCCCUGCAGCCCCACUAGACCACUCAAUAAAAAUCUAAGUGACGGAGAGCAUCCAGCCUCACCACAAACGGAGAGAGAAGCUUUAGAGAAACAACUAGUCCCUCAAGAUGUGGAAGACAGAGAAGUAGAGGCUGUCUUUCUGCCAUAUACGGAAGGGGAACAGGGCACACGAACUGCAAAAGGGGAAGAGGCAUAUGCAGAACACAUCCAGUCUGAUGGAAACACCAGCCAAAACUCUCCUAAAGCCUUACCGACAGAGCUUUUGACAGGCUCCAGCUCCAUCAAAACAGAAGUGAAAAGAAAGGAAAAUAAACAAAUCACAUCUAAAGGCCAAGGAAGCAUUACUAUGGACUCUGGAAAAACAAAAAAGCUUGAAAAUAGGAAGGUACAAAAGGAGCUCUCUAGUUUUAAAUCAGCUAAACAUGACAAAAGCAAACAGUCAGAAUAUAGUCCAAAAAUCCAACAAUCUAUUCAAAAGACAAAGACUGAAGUUAAGAAACAUGCCAGGAAAAAUAUGGAAGAGAGUAAAAGAAGCAAAGAUAAUGCAACAGACAACUCUAAUAAAGACUUGGUAGGGACUACAGAAAGAGUGAAAAUGAUUUCAUCAGCUUUUGACAGGACAACCCCAGUCCUCAAGAUUGCAAAUGGAAAUGAAACAACCAGUUCAAUAUCCACUGAAAACAGCUCAAAGGAUGACACAAUAAUCCAGGCUAACAACGCUGAGAUAAAACCCUUUGAAGUGGAGGUGCAACAGGAGACACAGAGUGUUAAAUCAACUCCAGGAAAAGUAAAGAAGAAGGUUAAAUCUGCAUCAGCAAAAGGUCAAAGUAGACCAGUGGUUGUUAAACCACCACCAGUAAAAAAAGAAACUACCCCUGUCAUCACACUUUCCCAGUUUGAAACUAAGAAAUCUUCAAGUGUAAAAUCUACACCGGUGAAGGUUAAAGGGAAUCCUCGAAAGAUGAAAACCAAACCAGACAAAGACCAACGUGCAGAAAAUCCCUCCCCUGACAGUAAAAGCAUUAAAAAAGGUGAGGAAAAUGAGGUUAUCUCAAUCAAGGACAUAGCACAAGAAACUAAUAGCACGACAGCUAAUAAGCAAGGGCUACAAGCUAAGGAAAAAAAGAGGGUCGAAGAGUCUGAAACUAAACUCAGGUCCAAAACAAAAUUAGACAAAGAAGAAAAGGACAUCAAAACUAAAAGUGACUCUGAUGAUAACUUAAAACAUAAUAUCAGGGCCAAGCUAAAGAAGAAAGUUAAAGCUUCCGGCUCGCUGUCAUCACAGGAUGAUAAAUCCCCUGAACCGUUAUGUGAUGCCAUUUCCUUGCAAAGCCCUAACAGAACAGACGUGUUUUCUGUCAGCGGAGUCAAAUCUAUGCAAAGCUCUGAACCUGUUGGCAUGGAUUUGAUUGAAUCUGAAGCAAACAGAGAAGAAGCUAAAGAGGAAAAACCAAGGUGGAAAGAAAUUCUUAGUGAUCCAGCAUCUCUUCUUCCUGCUGUUGGGAUGGCGACUGCAGCUAUUGGUCUUCUCAGUGAGGCAGUGACUAAUGUAGAGGGUUUCCAGUCUGACAGUGACAAAAUUACUUCAGCACAACCUGAAACACCUCUUAAAGCUAGACAGUUCACAAAGCAGAAGGCAGUUAUGCAGCCUUCCUUCUCCUCCACAUUGUCACAUUUUACUUCAAAUGAAAUGGAAGACAAUACUCAGGAAGAAGCUCAAGUGAGCAUCCUGUCAGAGUCAGAAAAUUCUUCCCAACUCAAGGACUGUGAUGACAGCACCCAUGAUACAGCCGACCAGGAAGCAGUGAAAAGUGUCACGUCUGAGCAGGUCACAAGUCAAGGCUUGGACACUUCCCAAAAUGACGAUGGAGAAAAUGAUGAGAAAAGUUUUAACUCUGAAGAGGAUGUGGAUGGCAAGAAAGAUAAAACAAAUACUGAUGAUGAUGAAGAGGGAGAGAGUGGCAGUGAUGUGGAAAACAGUGACUCAAAUGAGGGAAGUGAAAGUAUCAGUGGCACAGAGGCUGUGUUGAAGAAUGAUUCCGGAGAGGAUGAUGAAGACCAAGAUAAUAAAUCUGAGGAAGAGGAGAAAACAGAUUCCAACAGUGAAGAGGAAGAUGAAGGAACUGAUAAGAGUGAUGCUGCAGAAGCUGAAGGGGAGGAAGAAGAAAGCAAAAUGGAAACAGAUGAAGGAUCAAGUGAUUCUGAAGUAAGUGAAGCAGCAGAGGAGGAAGAGGAAGGUGAAAGUAAAGCGUCAACAGAAGAGGAGAGUAAAGAAGAAGAGGAAGACAGUGAAGUGAGUGAAUCCGAGGAAGAGGAAAGCAGUGAUGAAUCAGAGGAUGCAGACAGCAAGAGUGAAGACUCGGAGGAAGAAGAGGAGGAUGGAGAGGGGAGUGACUCUGCUGAGUCUGCACAAGAUGAAAAAACGGAGUCUGAUGAAGAGGAGGAAGAUGAAACUGAGGAACAAAAAGAUGAUGACUCCCCUGAAAGUGAGGAUGAGGAAAAAGACUCAGAGGAAGAGAGUAAAGGGGAGGAAGAUAGUGAUGCAAAGGAUGGCUCUCAGGAAGAGGAAGAAGGUGAAACAAGUGAUCAAGAAAAUGAAGAGGAGGGAGAGGAAGAUGAAUCUGCAGAUGGCACAGAAGCUGAAAAUGAAUUUACAGAGGAUGAAGAGGAAGAGGAGGGUGAAGGUGAGGGAGAUACUACAGAUGAUGAAGAAGUGGAAGAGAAGAAUGAAGAAAAUGCUGAAGAGGAAGGAGAGGAUGAAGAGGGAGAGAGUGAAGGUGAAGAGGCUGCUAAAAAUGUGAUUACAGAAAGCAGUAAUGAAGAGGAAGAUGAGGAAGAGUAUGGAAAUAAAGAUACAAAGAUGAGACAAAAUAAUCAGGAUGAACAAUCUGAAAGUAAAAAUGGUCCCGAAGAUGAGGAGAGUGACGAUGAAGAGUAUGAGGAAGAAACAAAUGAAGGGGAAGAUGAAGAAAAUAAGGAAAAGGGAAUGGACAGUGAGGUAGAAGAUGGAGAAGAUGAGGAUGAAGAGGGAGGAGAAGAAGAGGAUCAGGAAGGAGAUGAAAAGAAAGAAGAGGAAGAGGAAGGAGAUGAGGAAGAAGGAAAUGCAGAGGAAGAACAUCAAGACGAAAAUAAAGAGGAGGAAGAAGAAGAGGUGGAAGAGGAAGGUAAUGAAGAAGAGGAGGAGGAAGAGGAACAAGGAGAUGAAGGAGAGGAUGAUGAGCAGGAAGGAAAUGAGGAAGAGGAAAGAGAUGAUGAAAAAGAGGAGGAAGAAGAAGAGGUGGAAGAGGAAGGAAAUGAAGAAGAGGAGGAGGAAGAGGAACAAGGAGAUGAAGGAGACGAAGAAGAACAGGAAGAGGAUGAAGAGCAAGAAGAUGAAGAGGAAGAAGAUGAAAAAGGAGAAGAGGAAGAGGAAGAAGAAGAAGAGGAGGAAGGAGAUGAAGAAGAGGAAGAGGAGGAGGAGAGAGAGAAAUUGAAAUCGACAAAAAAAAGAAAAGAGGAGAGACAGAAGCUUCCCGCUGCAGCUGCUCCUUCAGACAGAAAAGACAGACACCAGAGAGAAGCACCAAAACCAGCACCGAGGACGAAGAGGAGGCCUGCAGGACAAAACACAGAAGAUGGCUCCCAGCAGUUCUGGAACAAUGUCCUGCCUCAGUAUUUGGACCUGCAGUGACCAAACACACACACUCAGCCGAACACUGGAGCAUGGGGGAUUACAUUUCAAACUGAAUACCACCUGCACACUGAACAAGAUCUGACUAAUGACACUGAAAUGUGUGAAAAAUCUUUAUUUCCUGAAAUAAUAAAAUUACUUUAAAUAAAAGAUGUUUUGAAGACAGCACCCCAUGGAGACCAGUAGUUUCAUACUUUAAGGCCUUUUCAUGCUAUAUUUAUAUAUUUAUUAUUUUUAUACAUCAUCCUGGGUCUG